Messenger RNA from Teleopsis dalmanni, 1388 nucleotides. Its product is annotated as lysM and putative peptidoglycan-binding domain-containing protein 2-like. The transcript is spliced from 4 exons. The record is from RefSeq and is a predicted model, not a curated record. The coding region runs from base 286 to 1155 and encodes 289 amino acids. NCBI's taxonomy places the organism in Eukaryota, Metazoa, Arthropoda, Insecta, Diptera, Diopsidae.
UUGAGAGCAAAUCCAAUCAGAAAAAACUGAGCUGCUGUUGUGGAAUGUUGUUUCUGCAGCUGUUUUCGUUUGUAGUAAAUUAAAAUGUAAAUUAUUUGCUUAAGUUUUAUAAAAAUAUAAAAUAAACUAUCAUCAUGUGAAACAUUUCAAACCAAAAAAAAAACGACUAAACUGCAAAUAUUCAUCAAAAAACAAUAAACAAAAACUUGGCAAUUAGAAAACUAAAGCAACUAAACAACAACUAACAGUGGUGAAAGGCAAAAAUUUCAAGAAAUAGUGCCCGAUAUGGACGACGAGUAUUUGUUUAAUGAAAAGCAAUCAAUACGCGAAUCUUCGCGUACGCUGAAGAAAUCAUAUGGUAGUACCACAUGCUGCAAUCACAUGAGAAACAAUGAAGCGUUGAUCCGGCACGAGAUUGAGAAGACGGAUACACUGCAGGGUAUUGCACUAAAAUAUGGCUGUACGACUGAACAGAUACGCCGCGCCAAUCGCCUAUUUGCCUCCGAUAGUUUAUUUUUACGUCAGUAUUUAUUAGUGCCGGUUGAGAAAACAUCACCAUAUUAUCCAAAACCAGAUGAAAAUAACAUCACACACACAACAGCAACUACUCCAGCUGAAAUAGAAAAUAACACAGCCAAUAACAUCACAGAUGCAACGAACAAUCCACGUCCAAAUGCUUUACCCGCGCGUCCAUAUUCAAUAGCUGGGGAAUUGCUAUUACAAAACAGUGAUGAUGAUGCAGCACUGAAUAAUCACAAUGGUACUACUGGUGGCAGCAAACAGAGUAAAUCAUUAGAUUCUGUAGCAGCAAUGACACCUGAUGAAGAGAAUCGAAAAUGUAUAAAUGAUUUUUUAAAUAAAAUUGAUACAACCAUAUCGGAAUCAAGAAAAUAUGUUGAGAAAUCGAAAGAAAUGAUAACAAGUCAAAGCGACAAUGACCUGUUUGUAACCACCGAUUUUGUGGAGCGUAGACGCAAUAAUAACUUAAAUAAUUCAUAUAAAAAUGAUCGACAGAAUCAUCAAAACCAUCAACGUCACAGUUCAACUGGCAGCACCUCAGAUACGGCGCAAUUGCUGAAUACCACGCAAAUGAGACGUGUACAGAAUUCACUUAAACGACUGGAAAAACAACAGGAUGAAUUCUUUGAAUUGUAGCAUAAGGCAAUGAACGUUACUUAUUAUGAUUUUAUAAGAACUAAAUACUUUAAUACACAUUACAAAUACAAAGUAAAAAUAUGCUAAAAACAAAAUAAGUGUAAACACUAAACAACACACUCAUUGUUUUUAGUUGCAAAUCACAUAAAAUUUGCCUUUAAGAAUUAUUUAUAUAUUAUAUACCAUUUAGUUUAUAAACUACUGGCAACUGUGUUAUUUUGUCAAAAUUUACA